This is a messenger RNA of Anthostomella pinea, 1716 nucleotides long. Lineage: Eukaryota; Fungi; Ascomycota; Sordariomycetes; Xylariales; Xylariaceae. The record is from the annotation of a GenBank genome assembly.
AUGGCGACUCGGGACAGAACCCUGACACCGCGCGCGGUCAGGUCAUUGAUUGCCGAAGGACACAGCAUAGUCAUCUUCGAAGACAGCGUGCUGAAGCUCGACUCCUGGCUCGAGAAGCAUCCCGGAGGUCAGCUCGCUAUCAAGCACAUGAUAGGGCGCGAUGCGACCGACGAGAUCAAGGUGAACCAUUCGGCGGCCACACUCAAGACCAUGAAGGCUUUUCGGAUAGGCCGGAAGCUAGCUGGACCCUGGACCAACAUGACACCCCCAAUCAGAGGCGGCGUCUUCGUCAAGGAGAAAGACGAAGAGGAAGACUAUCCCCCGUCUUCUGCCUCCGACACGGACACGGACCUGGAUACCGCCGACGAUAGCAUCAGUCUAGCGUCCGACCGGAGCUCCCUGACUUCUUCCACCUCGCUCACUGCCGACUCCGUCAGCCACCUCCGCCAACGACGGCUUCCCAUCCACUUCCAUGACGCCGAGCUGCCCGCCGAGGGCAAGGAUGAGGCUCAUGGCAAUGUCUACGCCAUGUCUGCUGCAGAGUACACCGAAUUCGCCGUGCAGCAGAAUGUAGAGGAAUCCCGUAUCGACUACCCGUCGCUAGAUGCGGUCGUGCAGCAAGACAUCGUUCGCCGAUACCGAGCCUUGCAUCAACGUGUCGAAGAUGAGGGUCUGUACGAUUGCCCGUACGUCGAGUACGGCAAGGAGAUGAUCCGUUAUACUGCCCUAUUCGCGGCAUUCAUGGGAACUUUGUACUACGGCUGGUACAUGACGUCGGCUGUCUUCUUGGGUUUCUUCUGGCAACAAAUCAUGUUCACUGCUCACGAUGCCGGGCAUCGGGCUAUUACUCACAACUUCGUUGUGGAUACCCUCAUUGGCAUAUUCAUCGCCGACUUCUGCUGCGGCUUGUCGAUUGGCUGGUGGAAAAGCAGUCACAACGUGCAUCACCUUGUGACAAACGCACCGGACCAUGACCCCGAUAUCCAGAACACGCCGCUCUUCGCAAUAGCGCCUCAAUUCUUCCGAAACAUCGUAUCUUCGUACUACGGCGGCUUCGUAUUCUAUUGGGACGCCUUUGCCGAUUUCAUGAUCCCCAUUCAGAAGUACACCUACUACCCGAUCAUGGCCGUGGCGCGUUUCAACCUGUACAUGUUGUCAUGGUUGCACGUCCUGUCGAAGAGAUCCUCAGGACUCGGCACGGCGAAGUGGAUCCGGCCUACCGAGAUUGCUUUCAUGACCAUCUACUGGUACUUCUUCGGCUACCUUCUGCUCUGGUGCUCGCUGCCAGACUGGAAGAGCCGCGUUGCCUUUGUGCUGGUGUCCCAUAUCGCCACCUUCCCGCUGCACGUCCAGAUCACCCUCUCGCACUGGGGCAUGUCUACCUCGGACCUGGGCGAGUCUGAGUCGUUCCCCCAACGCCAGCUGCGCACCACCAUGGACGUCGACUGCCCCAAAUGGCUCGACUUCUUCCACGGUGGCCUGCAGUUCCAAGCUGUGCACCAUCUGUUCCCGCGAAUGCCGCGACACAACCUCCGCAAGGCCCAGGUCUUGGUCCGCGAGUUUUGCAGAGAUACCAACAUUCCCUACUCGAUUCUGGGCUUCGUGGAUGGCAACCGUUAUGUUCUCAGCCAUCUUGACCAGAUUAGCGAUCAGGUCAGGAUCCUGAUCAACUGCCAGAAGCACAUGGCAAAGACGGGAGAGUCGGGACUGCACUAA